CGUCAUUUAACAUCUGAAGAAUCCGCCGGCCGAAAAUGACCUCAACAUCCGGCUUAUAACUUCUUUCUCGUGGCUGUACAAAGCUCUAAACAUCAUAUCGACGCAUUGGACUGCCAUCGUCAUGGCGGACGUCAAGGCCCAGACGCAAUCCGUUUGCCCGGUCGACCAUAAGAGCAGAGAGGCAUGGAUGUCACAAGCUCAAACGGCCGGUACGGAGGAGGGAGCACCGUCGCAAUCGCUGCCCCCGUCACAUCCACCGAUUCCGAAUGACAUAUCGAAAGCGGACGCCGAGACAUGUCCCGUAGACCAUAAAGCACGGGAAGUAUGGACGCAACAAGCCCGCGCCGCAGCUCUCUCCCCACCGUCCAUAAAUCCUCCCCACCAUCCCGCGUCGAGCUCGCCGUCCUCAUCCUGGACCACCUACCUGCCCCGCCGCAUCCCUUUCUGGUCCUCCACUCCCAACCAUCAACAACCUCAGCAACCCUCCUCCCCGCUAGCCACCAACCGCGAAAUCUCGACGAUCCCGCGGUCCUCGAAGCCGGGCGAAACGACGGACCAAAGGCCGGCGAACACGGAGCAGGAGACGGGCGCGGACCAAGCUUCGGGGAACUGGAUCUACCCGUCGGAGAAGAUGUUCUUCGAGGCCAUGAAGCGCAAGGGCCACGACCCGCGCGCCGCCGACAUGCGCACCGUCGUGCCCAUCCACAACGCCGUCAACGAGCGCGCGUGGGCCGAGAUCAAGGAGUGGGAGGAGCCUUGGGUCAGGGGGUCUGAUUGUGGCGGCCCGCGCCUGCACUCCUUCUCCGGACUAAGCACGCGUAUGUCGCCUAAGGCUCGCAUCAACACGUUUCUAGGGUACCAGGCGCCUUUCGACAGGCACGACUGGGUCGUUGACAGGUGUGGAAAGGAGAUCGAGUACAUUAUCGACUUCUACGCUGGCCGUAACGGUGGUGGAGGAGCUGGGAAGCUUUCCUUCUACCUCGACGUGCGGCCGAAGCUGAAUACCUGGGAGGGAGUCAAAAUGCGCGCUAUGCGAGCCGCUGGUUUGGUAUAGAAGGAUUUGUUAGAAUAUGAUAGUUCUUCCUGUACAUUAUGAGCAUAUGUGGCUUCAGUCCUCGUUAUAGCAAGGCGUAUCGGUGUGGGUAUAAGUAUUGGUAUAGGUAUAGAGGGA
This is a messenger RNA of Annulohypoxylon truncatum, 1171 nucleotides long. RefSeq names its product cytochrome c and c1 heme-lyase. Bases 122 to 1054 code for a protein of 310 amino acids. The record is from RefSeq and is a predicted model, not a curated record. The transcript has 2 exons. NCBI's taxonomy places the organism in Eukaryota, Fungi, Ascomycota, Sordariomycetes, Xylariales, Hypoxylaceae. Gene Ontology annotation, molecular function: holocytochrome-c synthase activity. Gene Ontology annotation, biological process: cytochrome c-heme linkage. Gene Ontology annotation, cellular component: mitochondrion.